Messenger RNA from Bufo gargarizans (Asiatic toad), 949 nucleotides. RefSeq names its product cellular repressor of E1A stimulated genes 1 (gene CREG1). NCBI's taxonomy places the organism in Eukaryota, Metazoa, Chordata, Amphibia, Anura, Bufonidae. The record is from RefSeq and is a predicted model, not a curated record. The transcript is spliced from 4 exons. Bases 40 to 645 code for a protein of 201 amino acids.
GGUCCUCCUGCUUUCAGUUCCGUCCUGCAGUCAGUCAGGAUGAGCCGGAGUGGUACGAUCCCGUGUUGGGGGCUUCUCGCAGUUUUCCUUCUAGUUUUGUCGCUGGGAGCCAGCCCCUCCGCGGCCGAUAUCCCCCCUCGUAAUGAGACAGCCCGGGUGGCACGGUACGUGGCUCACAGGUGUGACUGGGGCGCCCUGGCCACCAUCUCCAGCCACGACCCGCUGAGGGGACAGCCCUUCGCGAAUGUCUUCUCGGUGAGUGACGGUCCCCGGGGCCAGAGCAGCGGAGUCCUCUACCUGUACCUGACCACCCUGGAGAUCUCCGUGCAGGACCUGCAGGUGAACUCCAACGCCUCCCUGACCAUGUCUUUGGCGCAGACUCCAUAUUGCAGACAGGAGCAGUACGACCCCCAGAGUCCACUCUGCGCUCACAUUAUACUCUCCGGCAGCGUCCUGAAGGUGGACGCUGCGGAGGCGGACAAAGCGAAGAUGGCGUUGUUCAGCCGCCACCCGGAGAUGGAGAGCUGGCCGCGUGACCACGACUGGUUCUUCGCCAAGCUCAACAUUACGAACAUUUGGGUGCUGGAUUACUUUGGAGGGAUCAAAACCGUGACGCCAGAGGAAUAUUACCAAGCCAAACCCUAGUGAGCGCGAUGUACAAGACCUCACCGCCCGUCUGAUGCAGCGGAGCACCGGAUCCUGGACCUUUUAGUCCUGGUGGCGGCGCGCCUCAUCGCUCUGCCUCAUCUGCUCUACGUGCUCUUCUCUUAAAGGGGUUCUCUACUUUUACGUGCAUGAAGUUUAAUCCUUUCCUCAGUUCUGCAACUUUCAAAAUGACUUAGUGGGAAUUUAUUAAGACCGACGUUUCUGGUGCCAGCUUUAAUCAAAACUUGCAUUGGCAUACCAUGCACCAGAAUGAAUCCUCUUAAAGGGGUUGUGCCAUGAUCGA